AUGCCAUCCGAGGAGUACAAGUCGGCAGGCGGCGGUGCGCUGCGCAUCAAGGGCGCCAAGGUCAAGAAGCACAAGAAGAAGAAGGACAAGACUGCUCUGGAGAAGAUCCUUACCGAGCCGAAGAAAGAAGAGUCCGAGGACAAGGAAGAAGCCGGAGAAGUCGAAGAAGCCGAAAGAGACGAGCCACCCAGGAGCAACAAGACGGAAGCUGAGCGGCGGUUCGAGGAGGCACGCAGGAAGAGGCUGCUAGAGAAGGCGGAAACAUCCAGGCCUGAGCUCCUCAAGACCCACAAGGAGCGCGUGGAAGAGCUCAACACCUACCUGUCGAAACUAUCCGAGCACCACGACAUGCCCAAGAUCGGCCCCGGCUAA
This is a messenger RNA of Diaporthe citri, 372 nucleotides long. RefSeq lists its product as uncharacterized. NCBI's taxonomy places the organism in Eukaryota, Fungi, Ascomycota, Sordariomycetes, Diaporthales, Diaporthaceae. The transcript has a single exon. The record is from RefSeq and is a predicted model, not a curated record. Gene Ontology annotation, cellular component: nucleolus. The coding region runs from base 1 to 372 and encodes 123 amino acids.